This is a messenger RNA of Trametes versicolor FP-101664 SS1, 546 nucleotides long. RefSeq lists its product as uncharacterized. Gene Ontology annotation, cellular component: mitochondrion. NCBI's taxonomy places the organism in Eukaryota, Fungi, Basidiomycota, Agaricomycetes, Polyporales, Polyporaceae. The record is from RefSeq and is a predicted model, not a curated record. The transcript is spliced from 3 exons. Bases 28 to 516 code for a protein of 162 amino acids.
CCUCACCCCAUCCUUGACCUCAGCGACAUGUCUCUCGCAAGGGCGGCCGGGGCCGUUUUGCGCCCAACUCAACGGGCUGGCACCUCUCUUCUUCAGCGCAGAGCGGCAUCUUCGCAUGCUCACGACGAGCACCAUCACGACGAGCACCACGAGGAGUACCACGAUACGAACGUGUACCCGCCUGAAGUGUUCAACACCCCCUUCUGGCGCACCGCCGUUAUCGCCGGGCUUGGUGUCGUCGCGUUCUACAAGUUCGCUCCCGCCCCCAGCGACGACACUCUGAUUGCGAAAUAUGUCUCGCGGACAAUGACCUCCGGGGAGGUGUGGAAGGACAUCCUGUUCAAGCACCUUCUGCUCUCGGCGCAGGGCUCGGACGAGACGCUGCUCAUCACUGACGCGAAGCCCCCGGUCGUGCACCGCUACCGCUUCCCCCAGAGACUUGACAUGUACUCCCCGCACUCUUUGCCAGUGGGCCUGCACCUCGACGCCAGCGACGUUGCUGUAAAGAGAGGCUAGACUUUGCAUAAUCCUAUCAUCGCUUUUCCC